This is a messenger RNA of Papaver somniferum (opium poppy), 1337 nucleotides long. RefSeq lists its product as uncharacterized. The record is from RefSeq and is a predicted model, not a curated record. The transcript has 3 exons. The coding region runs from base 550 to 1194 and encodes 214 amino acids. Lineage: Eukaryota; Viridiplantae; Streptophyta; Magnoliopsida; Ranunculales; Papaveraceae.
GUGGUUGAAGAAGCUAUCACACACGACUCAUCGACAGUAUUGCAUACAGCCGUGCAUUGGAGGAUGGAUAUCCUGCUUAUACAUGAGAUUGUUGAACUCAUGUCACCAGAUAUACGAGUAUAAAACUAAAAAAUAUGGUUACUCAGCAUGUCAUCGUGCUUCUAUCUUCGGAUAUGCAAAAUCUGCUGAGGUGAUGGUAAAUAAAAAUCCCAAAUUAACUCAGAUACGUGAUUCCAAUGGAAGAAAUACCAUGUUAUACAAGCAGUCGCAUUGCUUAAAAAGAUGUUAACACAAGUCAACAACAAUUACAAUAAUCCGGGGAUAAGAUUUUUUUUCCAAAAUGAUCCUGGGAUAAGAGUUUUUUUCAAAAUAAUUCCGACAUCAUCAAGGUAGCCAUAAAGCAUGGAAUCAUUGAAGUCGUAGUGGAGGUUCUUGAGCAGUUCCCUUAACUCAUAUGGUAUCCAUUACCGCAUCAAAGGAUGAUAGGAAUGGCUAUUGCAGAACGGAACGAGAAGAUGGUAAGUCUCAUAUGUGAUCUUGGUGACGUUUAUGGAGAUAAAGUUUGAUCUGGUUUCUACAACGGAUGAUGAAAAAAAUACCAUCUUGCAUUAUGCUGCCAAGUUAGCACCUUCUGCACGACUCAAUUUGAUCUCUGGUGUAGCCCUUCAGAUGCAGCGAGAAGUGCAGUGGUUUAAGGGGGUGGAGAGUAUUAUGAUGGAAACAGAUUGGUAUAAGAGAAACAAGAAAGGGGAUACAGCUCAACAUUUAUUUACAAUUGAACACAAAGAUUUGCUGAAAGAAGCAGAGAAUUGGAUGAAGAAUACAUCUGGUUCCUGCAUGGUAGUUGCUGCUCGCAUAGCCACCGUAGCAUUUGCAGCUGCUUUUACUGUUCCAGGAGAAAUGGAUUUCCUCAAGGUUCUACCACAAAAGCUAAUCAUUGGUUUUGCAACACUGUUCAUACCUAUAGCAGCGAUACUGGUAGCUUUUGGUGCAUCAGUGUAUAUUGUGGUUGGGGGCCGGUAUCCAUGGGCGCCGAUUCCGAUAGCAUUGUUUACUUCCUGUCCUAUCCUCUUGUUUGCAUGCUUGCAAUUGCCAUUGUUUUAUGAAAUGGUUCAUUCUACAUAUCGAGGCAGUAUCCUUGGGAACCACAUAUAUAUUUCAUAUACAGUUGAAAAGAAUAAGAAGAAAAAAUAAAAUAGUGGAACGAGUGAGAAAUCAAAUUUUAUGAAGGAAAAUAAAUAGUGGGAUGAGUGAGAAACCAAUUUGUAUUAAGUCACAUGUAUAUACACUAUUCUAGCUGGUUCUAGAAAGCUGCUAUUCGACCCCAUAGGCUCAUC